GCAGGUGUGCUCCAACGACAGCUCUCGAUCAGGCGCACGACGCAGUUUAUCACUGCUGACUGCUCUGCAAAUAAUGGCGGCUGCUAGACUGGCAAUGUUGUGUUUUCGUUCGCUCAUACGUUUUUCCGACCGUGAGCUCGUUCGUUGAAUCGUCGAAUCAUCGGAUAAUCAACCAAGCUUCCUUUUAACGACCGACUGCCACCGAUCGCCACGAUGAGUUCCACUACUGCUUUGGAUGACCCAGCUGCCGAAAAAGAUGAUUCCUCUUCCUUACAAAGUCCAGAUGCACUGAAAACUUUUCGUGAAGAAUGGAAAAGAGAAUUACAAUCAUCGCCGAAACAUGUUCAAAAUCAAAAAAGUCAGUCUCACGAUUCGGUUCAAAAAGACGAAGAUAUUCACGAAAAAUUGCAAGAUCUUUUAGAAGACACUGCAAAAGAAGCUCAAGCUAAGAAGUUAUUCUUAUUAGGAGUCGAACAUGAAAGAACUGGAAAACUUUAUGAAGCCAUACAAUUUUAUCGUAGAGCAGUACAAUUGGUACCAGAUAUAGAAUUUCGCAUAUAUGAAUCCACAAAACCUAAACCUAGAGAAGAAAUUGAGCCAGAAAAGCAGGUAUCUUCUGAAAUAAUAAAAUGUGAUAGAAAAUCAUUGGAAACACAAGAUGAUAGUAAUAUUUUUGAAAAAUUUUCUAAUGACGUUGAAAAAACUGGUCAGGUGUGCCUUUUAAAUAAUGAACAAGAGAUGGUUCACAUCUCAGCCCUUCCUAUAGAAAUAAUUUUGUACAUUUUUCGAUGGAUUGUUUCUAGAGAACUAGAUUUUAGAAGUUUAGAGAAAGUUUCACAAGUUUGCAAGGGUUUUUAUGUUUUUUCUAGAGAUGUAGAGAUAUGGAGGAUGGCAUGCAUUAGAGUCUGGGGAGUAAAAUGUGGCCACUUUGAACCAGAUUACCACUCAUGGCGACACAUGUAUAUGCAGCGUCCAAGACUGCAGUACAAUGGUUGUUAUGUUAGUAAAACAACUUACCUAAGACCUGGGGAAAAUAGUUUUCAAGAUCAAUUUUAUAGGCCGUGGCAUGUUGUGGAAUAUUACAGAUACUUGAGAUUUUUUCCGGAGGGGAAAGUAUUAAUGUUAACAUCGACUGAAGAACCGCAAUCAUGUGUGAAUUCUUUAAAAAGUCGCAAUCCUCGAAAUCCUUCUGUGUUAAUAGGUCACUAUAGACUGCAUGAAAAUCGAGUAACUCUGGUAAUGAAACGACAAGGGACCAAAAAUGAUUCGAAUGUUGUUUACUCAAAUCGACGACGUAAACGUAAUGAAAUAGCACAUGAUAGUGGUGUACAAACAUUUUAUUUGGAAUUUGAAAUUCAAACUUAUCGGAAGCGAGUCAAUUUUCAACUUUCGUGGUUGAGUUAUUCGAUUUAUACAAAGUAUAAAAAUGGCGAUGAAAUUCCAGCAAAAAUGAAUCUUGGCGGCAGGUAUCCGUCAUUCCGAUUUGGCCGUGUUAAAUGCUACACCCAUGAUAGCGAAUUUCCAUUGGAAUAGCUUUGAAAUUGCGUUCGAGUGUUCGAUUUAUGCGCUCAAGUGUAAAUAAAUUCAUAGAUCAAAGUGUAAAUAUUUAAAAAGUUCAGUUUAUACGCUUGAUAUAAUUUAUUUUACUUGUUCUCGAUUUAUCUUCAUAUCAUAUGAGUGUUGAGUGAAUUUUUGAAAAAUUUACGUAAAGUGCAUAGACAUCUAUAUUUGUUAUUAUUUUUUUGGGAUUUUUACAUGUGAUGUGAAAUAAAUAAUGCCAUGAAUUUUGGAACGGUG
Trichogramma pretiosum is the source of this 1797-nucleotide messenger RNA. RefSeq names its product F-box only protein 9. The transcript is spliced from 6 exons. Gene Ontology annotation, biological process: SCF-dependent proteasomal ubiquitin-dependent protein catabolic process. Gene Ontology annotation, molecular function: protein binding. NCBI's taxonomy places the organism in Eukaryota, Metazoa, Arthropoda, Insecta, Hymenoptera, Trichogrammatidae. Gene Ontology annotation, cellular component: SCF ubiquitin ligase complex. Bases 214 to 1533 code for a protein of 439 amino acids. The record is from RefSeq and is a predicted model, not a curated record.